Ostertagia ostertagi is the source of this 459-nucleotide messenger RNA. NCBI's taxonomy places the organism in Eukaryota, Metazoa, Nematoda, Chromadorea, Rhabditida, Trichostrongylidae. The record is from the annotation of a GenBank genome assembly.
AUGACCACAAUUCGACCUUUCGACGUAAUGGAUAUGCUGAAAUUCAACAAUGUGAACCUGGAUAGUAUGACUGAAACGAGUUUGAGUGCCAGGACUAAAGAAUGGACAAGGACGAGAGACGAGACCCAGCUGGAGCAUAGAGUCCGUAAUCACGUUACAGCACUUUCGGUUGCGCCAGAUUAUCGUCGCCUUGGUCUUGGUGCUCGUAUGAUGCACACGCUUGAGCAUAUUUCUGAAAUGAAGAAGGCUUACUUUGUGGACCUGUUUGUUCGUGUUUCGAAUCACGUAGCGAUUUCUAUGUAUAAAGCGCUGGGAUAUGUCGUGUACAGAGAAAUCAUAGAUUAUUAUUCUGGGCCACGAGAUGAGAACGCUUAUGAUAUGCGAAAAGCAAUGUCUAUGGAUAAAGAAAAGAAAAGCGUAAUACCAUUACCUCAUCCGGUUCACUCCAAUGACAUAUGA